UGCGCGCCGGGGGUGUGGUGUGGGGCCCAGCCCGCGGCGGCCUCGGGAACGAGCGCCCCGCGGAGCUACUGCUGCCAGACCAGCGCUGGGCCCCCAUCUCCGCCCCGCCGCGCUCCCGGGCGCCGAGAACUACGGCUCCCGGCACGCCGUGAACUUGACGGCCGAGGCGCUGAGGCGGGGUCGGACCCUCCUCCGGCCCGCCCCGCCCUCCACACGGGCCACGGCCGCUUUCCCGGGCGCGCGCGGAGCGGGGACGCGAGCCAUGGAGAAGUCGUCGGUCCCGUUGCUGGGCUGCAACAAGCCGCACCUGGAGAAGCUGACCCUGGGCGUCACCCGCAUCCUAGAAUCUUCCCCAGGUGUGACAGAGGUGACCAUCUUAGAAAAGGUGCCUGCUGAACGUCAUAUGAUUUCUUCAUGGGAACAAAAGAAUAACUGUAUGAUGCCUGAGGAUUUGAAGAACUUUUACCUGAUGACCAAUGGCUUCCACAUGACAUGGAGUGUGAAGCUGGAUGAGCAUACCAUUCCACUGGGCAACAUGACAAUUAACAGCAUCUCCAAACUGACUCAACUCAACCAGUCUUCCAUGUAUUCACUUCCUAAUGCACCAACUCUGGCAGACCUGGAGGAUGAUACACAUGAAGCCAGUGAGGACCAGCCCGAGAAGCCUCACUUCGACUCUCGCAGUGUGAUAUUUGAGCUGGAUUCGUGCAACGGGAAUGGGAAGGUUUGUCUUGUCUACAAAACUGGAAAACCAGCAUUAGCACAAGACACUGAGAUCUGGUUCCUGGACAGAGCAUUAUACUGGCAUUUUCUCACAGACACCUUUACUGCCUAUUACCGCCUGCUCAUCACCCACCUGGGCCUGCCCCAGUGGCAGUAUGCCUUCACCAGCUAUGGCAUUAGCCCACAGGCCAAGCAAUGGUUCAGCAUGUAUAAACCCAUCACCUACAACACAAACCUGCUCACAGAAGAGACUGACUCCUUUGUGAACAAGCUGGAUCCCAGCAAAGUGUUUAAGAGCAAGAACAAGACCUUAAUCCCAAAGAAGAAAGGGCCUGUACAGCCUGCAGGUGGCCAGAAAGGGCCCUCAGGUCCCCCCACUCCCUCCACUUCUAAAUCAUCUUCUGGCUCUGGAAACCCUGUCCGGAAAUGAAUACCUCCAGCUUUUCACCAGCUCCAUAGCGGCAGUUCCCAUGCACAGAUGGCCCCACCCUCAGAUUCUGUGAAUGGAACCAUAGGCUUCUUCCCCUCUCAGUGGCCAAAUCCUAGGCCUUCCCCCCCACCCCCCGCCCCGACAUUAUCCAGGAGUUGGAAGGGCAUACUGAGGUCUCCCCAAGAGUUCCUCCCACAGCUACAUGGUACUGUCCUGUCUCCAGAAGCAAUAGAAAGUUUUGGAUCUAUCUUGGCCAGAUAGAUCUGAGAAUUAGCUGAGACCUUUGUUCUGUUUCUGUACCCAACCCUCAAUCCUUUAAUGUGAUUAGGUAAGCCCCACCCCCGGCAAAGAAACCACUGGUUUUGACCCAUGAGGCAUUAGAACUUUGCUGUUCAACCAGAAGCCACCAGUUGCAUGGGGCUAUUUAAAUUAUAUGCAAAUUCAUUUCCUCGAUUGCAUUAGCUACAUUUCGUGUUAGUAGAUUCUGUAUUAGCACAAAGAUAUGCAACAUUUCCAUCAUGACAAAGUUCUGUUGGAGAGCACUGGAUUAGAAUAUGUUCAUACUGUUCUUCCUCAGAUCAAUUGUUGUUGUUAGAUAGAUGUUGGUGUCUUAAUUUGAUGGGUCAUAACGUUCCAUGAAAAUUCUUUAAGAUAACAAGUAUACAUUCUUUAUAUCCUUUACUGCAAACAUAUUUCGCUCUGCUCAUUUCUUUUUCAGUAUCCUAUAAAGUUUGUCUUGCCAGUUUCCUCUUAAGUUUCUUGCUUCCAGUUUUGUGUUGGGAUGUUUGUACAUUUACCAAAGUUAAUUUUUAAAAGAGAGGUACUUCCGUUGCACUUUAUUCUAACCAUUUAAAAACAAAACUCCCAAACAUUGGUUUGCAGGCCUCUUCAGUAAGGAGUUUUGAUGAAGCCAGUCACUGUUAACAAAAGCUUUCCACUUGCUCUGCCUGCCUAUUCUCAGCUCUGAGUUGUCCAGCCCUGGCCUUCCUUAGGACAAGCCGUCUCCUGCCUAGAACAGCGUAGGGUUCCAAAAGUUCCUUUGGAAAUAAGUUGCCUGUAAUCCAGAGAUCAUUUUCCCAUAGACACAUAGGGGUAUUAGGCCUCCAGCUAGCCCACAUAUGCUUAAUAUUUGACACAAGCUAAAUCUGAAUUUACCUAGUACACCUAAUAAAAUUUCUGUAGAGAAGAGCACUCAAAUUUUCACUUAGGAAUGUCUGUUUCCUUCCUCUACAGCGCCAGCAGUGGGCAGAAGCAAGGCUUUCACUCUACUCUCCAGGAGGGAAAGUAGGAAAUCACCCACCCAGCCCUAAGGUCCUUGGGUAGCUACAGUUUUUGUGCUCAAGUCCCAGAGGUUGGAGAAUGAAAAGUUCGGAGGGAUGAGGUGCAGGAGUCUGUACUAUCUGCACACUUCAAUCCCAACUGGCUCUCUCUUUCCUGACUUCUCUCUACCACAGUGAUUGGCAGGCUUCUUUCCUUUGCACUACCUCUAGGGUUCCCCUCUUCCGUGACGCCCUGGGGGACUAAAAGUAGGCCCCAGGAUUUUCCACCUGCACUUUUGUUCUGAAACAUUGAGUAUCUAUGAAGUUUUAAAAUUUUUGUUUUGAUUGUUGACAAUAGUGAUAAAUAUUCAUGAAAAUGAGGCUUCAAUCCUCCCUCCACCUAUCACUUUCUGUAGCCCCUGAGGAAAACCAAGGUGAAGAGUUGGCCUUCAAGGAUCAAAAACUGUAGCUGGCUGCUUCCUUAUUUUUGUAAUAGUUGAAAGUCUUGAAAUAUUAAUGCUCAAAAGUCUUUGGGAGCAUAAGCUGAACUUCAUGUUAACAGUUUAUUCAGUUGCUUUCAAAUAUGUGUACUUCAGCCAUUCUGAUUCACUUCAAAUGGAAAAUGUUUAAAGUAACAAUACCUCUUACCUUUGCAAUCCCAAAACUAACCAUUUACAAUUCAGCAUGGCCAUUUAAUCGUUUGUGUUUUUUAACCAUGACAUGACUCUAUCAAAUCUUCCCUAAUUUAGGAGACAUUUUGGCCCUUUUAAUUGCUUAGAUUAUAAUACUUCAAAUGUUAAGUGUGCAACAGUUCAUGGAGUGGGAGAAAAGGAUACAGAGAGAGACCAAGUUUUAAAAGAGAAAUAGCUGGAGUUUAGUCUUCCAGAAGUAUUUUUUGGGGCCAGAACUGAUCAAAUCACAGGGAUAACUGACAGCACCAGGUAAGAGAUGGUCAUGUCAUCUUCCAUUGGAGCCCCUGAGUUAUAGUACUUCCAAAUCAGUCCUGGUCCAGUUCUAGUUUCCACAAGUAAAGCAGCAGAGGAACGAAGAGAGCAGUGGUGCCCUUAAAAUCAGUGGCAGUCACGUGGGAAUCCUCAAGAGGCUGUCUAGGAAAAGGGAUUAUGAUGAGGAACUACUCAAGACCUGCCUCAGAAGGGGCAGGGUAGUGAGGAGCAGGGCCAGCUACCUAACAUGCAGGAUUCAGUGGAAAAUGAAGACAUGGGCCUCUUGUUCAGAAAUCAGGAAAACAGUGCCAUUACAGGUACUAAACAUACAAUGGUUUUCCUUUCUUCUGGGGUGUCUCUCACAACUUAAAAUGGUGUCUUUUAUUUGCUAUUUAAUGCUGUUGUAAGAAAAAUUAAAAUUUUACAUUA
Lemur catta (Ring-tailed lemur) is the source of this 3785-nucleotide messenger RNA. RefSeq names its product tubulin polyglutamylase complex subunit 2 (gene TPGS2). The transcript has 7 exons. The record is from RefSeq and is a predicted model, not a curated record. Gene Ontology annotation, biological process: protein polyglutamylation. Bases 263 to 1153 code for a protein of 296 amino acids. Lineage: Eukaryota; Metazoa; Chordata; Mammalia; Primates; Lemuridae.